Seminavis robusta is the source of this 477-nucleotide messenger RNA. The record is from the annotation of a GenBank genome assembly. NCBI's taxonomy places the organism in Eukaryota, Bacillariophyta, Bacillariophyceae, Naviculales, Naviculaceae.
AUGGACCAUACUCCCUCGUUUUCCCAGACACAAGCAAGCAUGGCUUGGCCCUACUUCCAAAUGCCAAACUCACGCCGAUCUUCCAACAAGCAAGCAAUGGUGGCUGCAAUACUGGUACCGGUACGGCGGAGGCAAAAACUACAUAAUCUUUAUAAUGGAUAUGGCCCCAAUGGACGGAUCAUCACUGUGUCGCAGCCGAAGCUUUGGGGAACCGCACCCGGCCGAAGCGGGGAUUGGUUUCACAGGAGACCACCACUGGUGCCCUCACCAGCACCACGCUCCCUAAGGGAGAUGGUGUAUUUAAAGCUACAUGGAGAGUUACUGGGUGUUUUUGGUGGAGGAGGAGGAGGAAGGACGGAAGAAGGACGCAGGAGGAAAUUGGAAAGGUGGGAGGUGGAUCGAGGUCCCGCGUCGUUUAUUACCCAGCCUCAAGUUGUGUGGCGUAACUCUCUUCAAGGACUGGUUCUGAUGUGUUGA